AAGCAAUCAUCGAGAGAAAGCAAAAGUUGCAAAAAGUAUUAAAAUAUACUACAAAAAUGAAAUUUAUUUGUGGUAGAAAAACGUCAUUCUCCAAAGCAAGAGUGGAUAGCAGAGUACGCUUUUUGAAGAGUUGCUUAAUUAAACCGGAAUGAAAAUCAGAGUUGCACUUGCACCUUUUCCUGCAUCAUAUUAAUUGCUAUAAGUAUAAAGUAAGACUUCCAAGAAGACGAACAAUCGUAAUCCAAAAAAAUGUUGCGCGAAUUGUCCACGUUGGAGCUGUAUAACAGCAUCUUGCAACGACAGCAGAGGUCGGAUUACAUUUACAUCUACGAGCUAUUUGAGACUGGCGAGUACGCGGCUAAACUAGCUGUGAAAUCCGGCAACUUCUUUCGACAGCGGAGAACGUAUCUGCAGGGAGUGCAAGAUAGAGAAGAAGAAAACCGCAGAAUUGCUCUCGCGAGUGAACAAGCUGAGAAUGAAGAAAAUCCCAAUCGUAAUUCACGCUCAGAACGCGGAAAGAAGGGCAAAGGAGGUGGUCUCACAGGCUCUGGAGCUGUGUCUCUGAAAGCGUUAUUCGCACAAGGCGUAGGCGGCGCAACCGAAACAGCUGCUGCUACUGGCGGUGCCUCGUCGUCGUCUUCUAGUAGUUUGGCAUUGGCUUUGGCAGCUACUUCUACUUCUUCUUGUUCAACAACUUCUGGUGAAGAUGCAAUCAAGAUCAAGCAACAGAUUGAAUUGGAACUGCAACAGGCGACUGCGAGUGGGGGAGGCGCAUCGUCGAACUCGAAUUUCGAUGCAAUCGAACCCACUACGAGCACCACGUCAGGCGGUUGUGAAGCGGCUGAAAUGAAAGUUAUGUUUGUACGAAUGAUUAAAUGUAAUGUGGAGGUGAUGAUAGAAUAUUCCGAGAAGCACGGCUGGUUCUGACCGAAACAGCGGAAUGAUUGAAGAGUCUCUAACAUUUGAUGGCUGAAACUCAAACGUGCGUCUUUCAUUCUAAAAAACACGCUAGAACUAGAUUCUCGCUACUGUUUUUUGAACUGUCCGCUCUCUAACAUCAGCGAUCAUGGCAAAGGUCGUGGAAAGACAGGUCGUGGAGCCAAAGACAAGGGCGGAAAUGCUGGGCAUAUGGGCGGGCUCGAGGCAGCUAUCAAAGCAGUGGAUUACAUGCUAGGACACGAUGUGGGGACGAGUAAGAUACCUUUCCUUAUCGAGUCUACUACAUCUACGUUUUUACUCCCUUACGUUUGUGCACCACGACUACAUAAAUUUCAACUCCACGCCACGUCCACAAUUGACGCUUACUUACAAUCACAAGAUCAACAGGUAAAAGCAGCCACUCCGAUGAACUAACCGCCCUUUUAACCUCACUCGAUUGUGACGAGGCUGUCGAAACCAGAAGAAGAUGGAAUAAUCUGCGAAUUCGUUGUACGUCAGGCGUCUUGCAGUUGUGUGGAGACCGCAUUUUUCGCGAUGAGUUUUUCGAUGCAUUAGGCGUCCUCGACCUUCCUAUGGUCGAAGUGAGCAAGAGCACCGCGUCGAGCUGCAUGGAGGAGCUGGAGCACAGUAAUAUCAUCCCUCCAUCCAAGAAAACUACCUCUGUAGCAGACAAAGUCUUCAAUUCCAUGCAGAGCUCUCUAGGGCUCACAAGUCCGCCACAGGGGAUGUUGAUGCCUAGGGAUUUGGAUGGGAAUCCUCUUUUCGCUGAAGCUAGGGGCUCAGCGUCUCACGGGAAGCGAUCCAAGAAUUUUUACAAGCAUUCUUAUGCAUCUUAUGGAACAGGAACAUCUAGGACAUCUAUGUAUCAGGAAGAGCAAAAUUUCCGAAGUAGUUUAUUUUAGAACUACCGUUUUAAAUGCAAUCUCAACCACAACUAGUAAGUAAUAACGUGUCAUUGGCAUAGUCAUGCGAAAUCAUUCUCUAAUCCUUCCAUCCCGUUCCCGAAGACCCACCAGUGAUCGUGGAUGUGGGUUCGGCAGCUGAACCCUCUGUCGCAAGAUGGAUGGCUGCUAUUACGCGAGACAGGACUCAAAGAGCUGCGGACAAGAACACAAAGCUGAAAUCUGGUACUAGUACGAAGUCCAGUGCAGUGAGUAAAUCGAGUUCGAAAUCAAGUGCUAGUGGAGUGGAGAAGAGCAAAUCGAAGAAAGCAGCAUCGAGUGGAACAUUAUGUUGCAUUUGGGUCACAAAAAGUUGGACUUCGAGUUUGCUUUCUUCUUCUUCGUCCUUGAGAAGUUCUUGAAACAAGCAGCAGGAGGUUGUAAAGGUAAAAAUAGAUACUCAACAGUAAUAAAUUCAUCUUCUACUUACUAGUGUUAGUACUAUACAUAUUUAUAUAAUUAGAUUUACUGAAUAUUCCAUCGCAUAAUUCCGUAACCUCUAACCUUCUCCGCCUCGUCUUCAAAAAAACUCGCUAGCAGCGCUGUUCCAAAGAAAGCAGCACAGAAGAAGUUCCCGGACGCCAAUAUCAUCAAAAUGGAGGCAGCACAGAACAACCUUGGCGAUGAGCUAGAACAAUUACUUAUGGACGGGUGAGGGUGACUUGGACUUCAUUGGUGUUUUUGUUUUUCUUUUGUUCAAACUGAAACAAGUUUUCGGUUAUAACAAGUCGUCGAAAACACAGCUAAAAACGCCGCUGUGCUAGGACUGCCACCAGUUGCUUAAUACCACACGGCGCCACUCGCAUUCUCUAACCUCCUCGGUUUUGUGAACUACGAUGAGCAGCUGCCAGGAGGAGACUCAUCCGCCUCUCUGCUAGCGUUUGCCGAUGCAGCCAUUUGUGGUACUACUACUAGUACUUCUAGCGGCACAUGCUCUGCCUCUGGGAAGACGAAGAACUACUCCGGAACGGGCUCUCCCAAUUUUCUACUCCAGUCGUGUCCGAUAAAAGCGAGUCAAGAUUUAAUUUCGAAGGAACUGAAAAAGCCACAUUUAAGGCUCACUUUUCAUUGGUCACCACUUAGAUUCUUUCAUCGGGGUUUCUGACACCGAAGAGGAGACCCCCUGAGAGAACAGGGGAGUAAGUACUUCUUAGGGAAAACAAGUAGAGAGGUGCAGUAGUUCAGAAUCAGUGACCAAUGAGUGUCGACCUUUAACACAUAUCACGUGCUUUCGAGACCGGUUCCUAGACCAUAUUGCGCAAGAGCAUCAAGUAAUUUUCGUGGUGAGACAAGCACCCAGAGCGACGUCAAGAGUAGAUGACUACGAUGACGACUGUGGCGUAGAUCCGCUGGCUUUGGCUGGACGUAGCACUGCUGGUGUUGUGCAGAAUAACGACCAAGAUGCGGACUCAGUUCCGUCGCCGAGACAAACGAGACCAGAUUACAAAGGUACUCAUUAAAGAGAAGUGUUAGAGCUGUUCCUUCAUGAGCAUGAAUGACACCAAAAAUGAUGAACAUUUUCUUGAUAUUGUAAAGCUACAAACACAUCACGAGAAGAGUGCUGCAUGAACAUCAUGCUCUGAUCCUACCCCCAGGUCUGCUACCAACACGCUUAUGGCAGUUUCUUGAUCGUAUUGCUUCUGAAAAGACGGCAUACUAUCAACAGAUAUCGGGUGAAAGACGGAAAGAGCUCUACGGAGGCAACAUUGGACCGCGGAAAUUGCGAUCGCGGCUGUUGUCAAAUUUUUCGUUUGUUUAUGGCAAGCUCAGUCGUCGUCGCGUAUUAUAAUCUGUUGCACUCGCAUUUUUUCUCUCCCAUCUGCAGAUGCAGUAAUCAGAACAUGAACAGGCAACAAGGAAGGUAGUAUGAUGAUGUCCUAAAAAGUUAGAAGACCUUGUUCUCUUGUUACUCUCUUCCUUACUUCGGUAGGCAAGUACGACGCGAACGGUGUCAACAUUAUUCUAAUCCCUUCGCGUGCAAGAGCAUUUUUCUCAAAGCUUCAGCGAGGAGUUUGAGGAGACGCAGAGAUUUCGCUAUUUCCACCAGAUGCCCACUGUCAACUGCCACGAAGCAGGUCUCGGACGAUUGAUGAGCUACUGUUCUGCCUUCUCUUCCAUCCAAAGAUUACGUGCAGGUAUCCAGAGCACCUUGGUUGGUCGAGAUUUUCAAGUCCUAGUGGCCAGGGACUAUGCGAAGGGAGGUGGAUGCACAUUAGUGCCUUUGAAUGUAGGCGGGAAGAAGAAUAACGAUCAUGCCUUUGAAUGUGGACGAGAAGAUGCUCUGUGUACUAACAUUGAGGGAGCAUUGGCAUCUGGAUAUCAGCAUCUGUUCGGAGCUAGUGCUGCUGGUGCAAAAACAACUGUUUUGGCGAUCACAGAUCACCAGCAAGGAGGUGGACUUGAUGACGAGGACAACAGAACAACUGGUGUCACUUCUUGUUCAUCUAGUUGUAACCAAGCUGACGUUGAUCUCAUUACCACUGUAUGGCUCUGGUAUUUGGUAACCUGAAUUUGAUCCUAAGGGUUCUCUUCUUGUUUUCCCUUAGGAUCAAACUCAGGUUCCCAAAUACCAGAACCAUUCAACCACAUUGAGAAGCGGUAAUGCUAGCGUCUGUGGUCCAGGCGACCUCUAUCCUGUUCUUUUCUCAAAGCAAAGCGUGAUGUUAGCAACGCCUCAAGUACCUCCUACGAUGGGUGCUAACGUUGCCGCAGUAGGGAAGGGAGCAGGAUCGGGAGGUGGAGCAGGACCAGGAGGUGGACAUCAACAAGUGUCUGCUUCAGCAUCUUCUAGUAACGACCAGCAUGACGUCCAAUCAGGUGCUGCAGGGCAUGCUAUUUCUUCUUCUACUUCAUCUACGACUUGUAGUGGAACCGGUUAUGACAACAGUUCAUCUAGUAAUAUGAGCAAGCAACAGGAGGAGGUUUGCAACGAGAAGAAUAUGCAGCAAAUGGAAGUGGGUAACGUCCAUGCUCAGGUUCUAGACCUCUUCAACUGCGAAUUAGGAUUGGGCAGUGCAGAGGACCUGCUAGAAAGUUUCAAACUAGCGCAAGAACUCACUACAACUUCGUCGAAAGUUGAACAAGGAUCUUCAACAUCCUGUUCUUCAUCAAACGGUGGUGGUUCAUGCUCAUCCUCUGCUGGUACCUAUUGCCUAGCACCAAUAGAAUCGGGAAGGAGCAGCAAUCCAAGCAGUAAAAACAACGACACUGAAAAAACGACAUCAAAAAGUACUAAUAGUAGUUCGACCUUUGCCGGCAGCCCUUGUAGCGAUCUGAGCAUGCAAAGUUCCAGAGGAUCUGGCGGGGUAAAGCACCUUGGCCUCCCGUCAGCGGAUGAUGGUUUCUUAUGAACACAGAUGCUAUUAAUUUGGACCAGAAUCGUGCGAAUGGGAAUGGUUCAGGUAUUUGGUAACCUCAAUUUGAUCACAAGGGUUCUCUUCGUAUUUUUCCUUAUGGUCAAAUUCAGGCUAUACCAAAUACCGGAAGCAUACAGAAUGCUCGCGACUGUUCCUUCCUUGCUAACUUCGAAGAAAUGCGUCCGCAUUUUCGCAGGGUACUAAAAGCGUGAGUACUAGAACUAAAAGAACCGUUUUCUUUCACUCUCUUCAGUUUCUUGCUCUAAUACCCGGCAGCCGAGCAGCCUCCUCGGAUGAAGAGGCCACACACCUGGACGAAUUGAUGACUUUUGUGGAUUCUAGCGUUAUUAACCCCAAUACGGAGGCGGAGAACCAUAGAAUGCUACGUGAGGAAUUUUCUUUGCGUAUCCCGUAUCACCACGUUCUGCCAAGCACGCUGUUUUUCGUGGAUCUUGAGGGGAAGAAGGAUAUCGACGCUUUCGUCGCAAACGAGGAUACAGAAUACGUGGACCAUCUUGGCCGGUUGGUUUUGGUAGAUGAAUUUCAAGGCACGCGCAAUCUCAUUCGGAAGCCGCCACCAGAAAUUGAUCCAGCGAGAAGGGAAUAUUACGCCGUGUGAUUUAUCAUAUUUUUACUCAUGCCUGACACAUCGGUUUAUACGGUUCUACUCGAACCCAAUUCGUCCCAUCAGGUUCGGCUUGGCCGCGAAGCAGUGGACCUUCAACCUUAACCUUAACAUCAUCGUGAGUUUUCCUCUAGCGGUCCUAUAAAUAUCUUCAACUUCUUCUGUUUCAGUUUGAUUAAGGGCAAAUUAGCAUCAAUGACAACUCCAAGAUCAGUUCCUUAUGCAAGCUACAAAAUGCGUGUCUUUAUGUGUUUCCUCUCUAAGAAAACUACAUCAGUUCCCGAAAACGCCAUACGCCACUCGACUUGAGCACGCGCUAUAUGCUAGCCUUUCCGACGGCUGUGCUACCUGAUAUCUUUGUUGGUGGGGUUUCCUCCUUCGACAGUCGCAUCCUUAGUACCUUAGCGGUGUCAAACGUCGUGAGCGUAAUGCGUUGGACGAAACUGGGUACAUCAGCAGCAGCAGAAAGUGGAUUCACGGAAAUGUGGAAGAAUAAUGUACUACAACUUCUCUUGAGGUCGCCACUGCUCGUAACCCUUGCCCUUCUUGAUGAUCUAGUUUAAAUUUAGAUGUGAUUAUACUAUUUCUUUUCCUUGUUUAGUGCUUGAUUUUUCGUAAUACUUGGUGGCCAUCCACAGAUCCAGCCUCUCCUCGAUGCGGAAGUUGUGAACGAGGCGAUGCAGGAGACGAAUAAGGGCCCUGCUUUUCACUAUUCUGUGGAAGUCGAAGACUCAAGCGAUUUUCCCUAUGAGCGGUUCCGAGAGCGCAUUUUCGAAGGUCUCAAAUGGAUGUGCUUGGAUCUGAAUGCUCUGAAUAGUCACAGUCUAGCUCGCCGCGACUUUCAGGAGUUGCAUACGGAAGCGUCAAUCCAUCUGCAGCAGUCGUUCUUGAGCACGAAAGUGAAACCGGUCUUGGAUAUUUUGCUCGAAGCAGCGAAACGAGUGAAGGAGGACUUGCCCAAACUUGAGAUCGAGGAGCAAAAGCUGUUACAAGAGCAAGCGGCCGAAGAGCAAGCGGCGUUGUUAGGUCUAGGUGACGUAGGAGGUGGAGAUGCUGCUGCCGGAGGCAACGGUGCUGGUAUGGAAAUAGACAGUUUUUGGGGAGUACCUAGUUGUACCGGAGCAGGUUCUGCUCCUUCUGGUGGCGGUGAUGGAGAGGGCGGAGCUUCUGGCGCACCAGGUCAACACCUCGGUCUCGGAGGAGCUGCAGCAGUAGUACCAAAUGGAGCUCCUUGUCCACCAGGGGCACCUGGAACAGUACCAGGAAUGCAGCCACCAGGAAUGCACCAGGGUUUGUUUCUUCCUAAUGGAAUGAUGCCGAUGCCUCCCCCACCUAUGGGUGGCCCCGGCAUGAAAGGCGCGCCAGCACCGCAUCCUGCUCCACACUUUGGAGGUAAAAUAAAUAUGAUGCACCAUCCUGCUAACCCUUUCGCACCACCACCACCACCUUUUCAUCAAGGGGGGACGAACUAUCCACCGUUUGGACCUCCUGGACCUGGAGUUCAUUUUCCUCCUGCUGCUUUUCCUCCUUUUACCCCUCAAAUGAAGGGAGGUUUUCCUCCUGGUGCUUUUCCCCCACCAGGAGGCGGUAAAAACGCAGCACCAGGUCUACCUCUUGGUCCUCCAGGACCUCAACAUGGAAUGAGUGCAAGUAAUGAAGCAGGAAGAACAUCACAUCUUCCGCAAGAAGAGCUUUCUUCAGGAGCAACGACAGAUGGCAUGACAUCAUCUUCCGCAUCUUUUAUUGACGUCACAACUAUGAGCGUGACAGAGAAAGAGCAAAAGGAAGAAAAAGAAGCACCUGCUUCUAAGCAGGUCGUCAAGAAAAAAGCAAACCUAUAUGCAGCGUUCAAUACCGGCGGCGGCACGUCGUCGAGUUCCUCUGGUAAAGACCAUCAUGCAGAUCGGUCAAGUCCGAUGGACGGAGGAAAAGGAGGCAAAUUCAACGACUAUCACGACGGGAGGUCGAAUAAUUAUGGCAGGGCUAUAAUAGCUAUAGCACAAGAACCACAAGUUGUAUUUAGAACUAGAUGAAGAGACGCUAAUUAAGUCUACUUGAUGAACUUGUACCUCGUGCUAGGUAAAUGAAUGAAUGAUUGGCAUGGACUUGGACACUACAUCCCCACUCACUUUCACUCAUUGUGAUUUUCAAAUUCAGAGUUGGCUAUCACGACCUUUCAACGCAUCCAAAGGCUCUGCCUCUCUCUCUGUCCCAAGUUUUCCUUCUAAAGGACGCGUCACCGUGCUCCGGAUGCCAUAGAGCCAGAUGCAAAACGACCGAAGAUUCUCCAAACUGCCAAAGUGCAGCAUGCCGCAAACGUCAUAGGUUCUCUGAAACUCGAUACACUUACUUCUGCCUUUCAGAAGAAUCGAAUUGACCGCGACUUCUUCCAACUUCGCGCGGAGGCAGGGUAAUUUUGCAUAGUUUGCGAUUUUACUUUGCGAUUUUAGAUGGAGGUUUGCAAACCCAAAAAAAAAAAAGAUGACCCAGAACCCGAAUUCCACUGCUGCUGCUUCAUGUUGUUAUUAUAUUGUAAGUACUUUUUAAUUAGGCACUUACGAUUUCUUCUCCGAAGUCGAACCUCCUAUGCUCGCCAUCAAAACCAUCCCUAUAUUCCAGGUUCAUCCCAGUAGGCGAGGAGAAGAUGCUGAAAAAAGCGCAGCCAAUAGAAGUGGAUGACACUAACUGGCUAGACGAUUGGAUUGCGAGCUACCUAGAUACUGGUGGCCAAGACCCAGUAAAAGAUAGCAACAUGGAAAAUAUGUUGGCGGCUGUUGAAGACCAGAUACAGCAGGUGGGCGGUGCCUCAGGAUCAUCUGGAGGAGAGCAGGCUGUCAUAUCAUCUUCUAGUGAACAGCGAGGAGAAGGAUCACACCUAAAAAUUCAGCAGGAGCAGGACGAAACAAUGGCUGAGGUCUCGUCAGUAGACUUCUUGUCCUCAAUUUAAGGGUAGGUUAAAGGUGCUUUUCUUACCGCUUUUUAUGCCUCUCCUAAGGGAGAAAGGCAUAAAAAGCGGGGUAAGCGAGCACCAAAAACCUACCUCUAAUCAAUAGCGUCACAUGGCGGACUCCUGGAAGCGGUGGAGGACAGCAAGAAGCAGCAUGGAGUACUAGAGGCAGGAAGAACUUUACUAGCAAUAACAAGUGGACGAUGUGAAGAAGAAGAUGCUGCUAAUGGAAGUUUCACGUCGUCGUCUGCUUCGUCCUCUUCUUGUUCCAGUAAGGAUCCUAGUAACAGACGAGCUUCUCUGACUGGAAAGGGUAACAACACAAAGAAGAACUUCUUAGCUGACGUACAUGUUCCGGAUCUACCUGAGAGAGCUCCUGGCUAUGACGCUUUAAACAGCGGAUUGCUUCGCGACUUCUAUACUUGCUUGGAAAAAAGUAGUCGACAUUAUGGCAUUUAACAAAUAAGAACACGACUCUACUUGCGUUUCUUCAUCUCUUUCCACCUAAAUGGCAUGUUAAUACUGGAACAUCAAGUCACUACUACUACUGCACUGAAACUGAAUUUUGUGCGAGAUUAAUUGUAUUGAUGUAUUCUACAGUUAUUCGCAUUCCCAUCUUUUACCCGAAAAUCCAACAAUGCUCCAAUACAGGAAUAAUACUGUCGCGCCUUCUCAUUUAGAAGAGUUCACUACGUAUGGAUAUCUAUUAUAGGUCUACUUAUUUUCGUUCCCACGACCUUUUCUAAUGCUGAAACUUCGAUUGUCGGGAAAGCGAACAUCCCUUAACCUUGUUCGAAGUCCUGGAUCUGGAUGCGCAGCAACGAGUAGUCAUGGAACGGUUCCUGGAGGCCUGUCAUCCCAUCAAAUUUGACCUGGUGCAAGAAGGAGCAGCAGUAUUGAGACACGCGUUGUGGCAGGUACUUCUUGUUGUGAAUGUAGUUGUGCAUUUGAUUUGAUGAUGUAGUUUUUGUCUAUUUAAUCUUAAUCAUGUUCCUCGUUGCAAGUAGAGCUGCAAGAACUCUCUCACAGCUCAACAACAAAAUCAAUGCUGGACCACUCUUUGAUCUUUCGUAUCUUCUUCAAUCUGACUCCCACUAUUUUUCUAUGAAUUCCUCCUCCUCACGCCAGAUCUACGGCAGCUACAACCCUGAUGCAGAGGUGACGCGGCAGAAGGUGCUGUUGCACUGCACAGACGGCCGAUCCAUGUCUCCCUGUCUUAUCAUAGCGUAUCUCAUGUUCGUAUCGGGUGUCUCCUACGAAACAGCUUAUGCAUUCGUGAAACGCCAGCAUCCCCGCACCUGCAUCCGGGAAGAAUACGUGAAGCACUUGGAGCGAAUGCGUGAAGAGCGCUGCAUCUAGAACGGAUGUGCGAAGAGCGUUCUACUUGCAUCUACGACCUCUUUUUCACUAGCUACUGAAUUACCUACUAUCCUCUAGAAGUAGAAGAUCAUACUUAAUAGCCUUAGGGAUGGAAAUAGAUUGUGCUUGUUUUGCUGCUCUUUGAUUUAUGAAUUUGAACUUCUCUUGAACUUUGUCCAUUACCAUAAUUUUUGCAUUGAAUGAAAAAUUAAGGACUCGUCCACCCGACGCCGUCAUCCACGUCAGAAGCGCAGUAAAAAUGAUCACUCAGACCGACAAAUGUGCGAGUGCCAUAUAAAUAUCAUUUACGCGUACGCCGGCGAGUAUUGCUAUUGUUCUUAUCUUCUAACUUAGGGAAUAAGAUGGCAUCAUAAGGUCGUAAAUAACUCAAAAUCAAAUAUAAUGAUUUAAUGAACUUGCUGUUUGCUGGUGCAGCUCCUGCUACUUGAUAUUGGUAGUGCUGCAGUUACACUUCAUAGUACGAACAUGAUUUAAUGUCACUUGAACUUGUUUAGACUGGAGAACUUUGAUAGCUCUUUGUUUUCUCACUAUUUAGAAGAGGUAUUUUCCUCCACGUACCUGUUCUAAGUAGCCUAGCGUUACUCGGUUCUUCUUCAAACAUUGGCUUUUGUAUUUGUUCUUGAUUUUUUGAUGAAGUUCUUGGUCGUUAAUAGGUGGCCAUCUUUUCAUUCAUCGGUAGAAAGAUUUUUAUUUUUUCGCUAUCCCCACAUGCAUGCCGCGGUUGCACAGAACUCUCUUCAAUAUCGAAAUAGAAUGAAUGUAUGACGUCCUCUCCGCGUGUGCUUGCACAGGAGGUGGAAUAGGCUAUCUUAUACAAGAACCUGCAUGGAGAGAUUGAGCGUUAGGGCGUGCACGUCAAAAUAAAUGCAUGGAGAUCAUCUACUUGUUGCCCGAAGCUGGAUAGCUAGCAUUGCACAAAGUCACAGUAGGUCCCUGGAUAGCUAGCGAUCUACUUGUUUUGUACAGAUUGCACAAAGUCACCGUAGGUCCCUGCUGAUUUUUGACGCCACUGCUUGACCACAACACGACACAGCACGACACUAGCGGACUCACAUUGAACUUUUUUGUUUCAAGAAACUACAGCAUACUAGAACGAGGUUUGUUGAAAUUUUUAUCAUCUGGCAGCCAGCAAGGGCCAGCCUCAGAUACUCGAACUCAAAUGUUGUCUACUUCAAUUUCAUUUCCCCCUUCAUCAAAGGAACUAUCUUUCGUUUCAAUCUAUCAUGCAUGAUGGUUAAGGUGGUUAUUUGCAGAAUGUGGAAGUGGAUCUCCAUUUUGAUACAGCAUUCCUCUUCAUACCCUUGAAUGAAAGGAAAGAAAUUUCUCAUUGUUUAAAACUUCAGCAGAAUUAUGAAUUACACUUUCUAGAGCUAGAAAAAAAAUGUGUAUCUGAAUCUGAAGGUAGUCACUCAUUAUUAUAGUCGAUUUUCUCGAGUUUUUUUAAGGUUGAAGAUUACUACUUUUUAUCUAGUUGAUAGAUUUGCAGCUCCCUCCUGGCCCUGGCUAUCCUAAAAAUGAAAAUCAAAUCAAAGGAUGAUCGUGGUCACAGUGAGAACCGUGAUAUUGCUGAUCUUCACUUCUUCCAUCUGAUAUUAAAUGACAUGAAGAAUAGCUCUAUCUCAUGAUGAGACUGCUGCCCUUCGAACUGCUUGCUCCAGUGAUGCGGUCAACAAAGAUCUCCGGCAUUGUACAAGUUUCUCUAUCUGAAGAUGUUUCUCAAUCUGAAGAUUAGAAGUGUUAUUGCUGUGCACAAAUAAGUAAC
Messenger RNA from Amoebophrya sp. A25, 11950 nucleotides. The record is from the annotation of a GenBank genome assembly. Lineage: Eukaryota; Dinophyceae; Syndiniales; Amoebophryaceae.